Leptosomus discolor (cuckoo roller) is the source of this 825-nucleotide messenger RNA. NCBI's taxonomy places the organism in Eukaryota, Metazoa, Chordata, Aves, Leptosomiformes, Leptosomidae. The record is from RefSeq and is a predicted model, not a curated record.
GAGCCUUUUGUGGCAGAUGAAUACAUUGAGCGCCUGGCAUGGAGAACACCUGGAGGAGGUUCCAGAGGUGGAGAAGCUUUUGAUCCGAAAAGAUUAUUAGAAGAAUUUGUAAAUCAUAUCCAAGAAUUACAGGUAAUGGACGAAAGGAUUCAGAGAAAGGUGGAGAAACUGGAACAACAGUGCCAGAAGGAAGCAAAGGAAUUUGCCAAGAAAGUACAAGAGCUGCAGAAAAGCAACCAGGUUGCCUUCCAACAUUUCCAAGAACUAGAUGAGCACAUCAGCUAUGUAGCAACGAAGGUCUGUCACCUUGGCGACCAACUGGAGGGGGUAAACACGCCACGGCAACGGGCUGUGGAGGCUCAGAAGCUGAUGAAAUACUUUAAUGAGUUUCUGGAUGGAGAGCUGAAGUCUGAUGUUUUUACAAACUCUGAAAAGAUUAAAGAGGCAGCUGAUAUUAUUCAGAAACUGCACUUGAUUGCACAGGAACUGCCUUUUGACAGGUUUUCUGAAGUAAAAUCAAAGAUAGCAAGUAAGUACCAUGAUUUGGAGUGCCAGCUAAUUCAAGAGUUUACCAGUGCACAACGGAGAGGCGAAAUCUCCAGAAUGAGAGAAGUAGCAGCAGUUUUGCUUCAUUUUAAGGGCUAUUCCCAUUGCGUUGAUGUGUACAUAAAACAGUGUCAAGAGGGUGCAUUCCUGAGGAAUGACGUCUUUGAAGAUGCAGCCAUUCUCUGCCAGCGAGUGAAUAAGCAAGUUGGAGAAGUCUUCAGCAAUCCAGAGACUGUCCUAGCCAAACUCAUUCAAAAUAUCUUUGAAGUUAAACUUCAG